Messenger RNA from Pipistrellus nathusii (Nathusius's pipistrelle), 3528 nucleotides. NCBI's taxonomy places the organism in Eukaryota, Metazoa, Chordata, Mammalia, Chiroptera, Vespertilionidae. The record is from the annotation of a GenBank genome assembly.
AUGAAGUUGAAGGAAAUCGAGAGGCCAGCUGUCCAAGCGUGGAGCCCAGCCAGCCAGUACCCUGUGUAUCUGGCCACAGGAACAUCUGCCCAGCAGCUAGAUGCCUCCUUUAGCACAAAUGGCACAUUGGAAAUCUUUGAGGUUGAUUUCAGGGACCUUUCUUUGGACUUGAAACGCAAGGGCGUCCUUUCUGCCUCAAGCAGGUUUCACAAGCUGAUCUGGGGGAGCUUUGGCAAUGGGGACCUGGAAGGCACCGGGGUUAUCGCAGGCGGCGGGGACAACGGCAUGCUCACACUAUACAAUGUGACCCACAUCCUAUCCUCAGGAAAGGAGCCUGUGAUUGCCCAGAGACAGAAGCACUCGGGGGCUGUCAGAGCCCUAGACUUUAACCCUUUUCAGGGCAACAUCCUGGCCUCAGGGGCGAGUGACUCUGAAAUCUUCAUUUGGGAUUUGAAUAACCUGAGUGUGCCCAUGACCCCAGGAUCCAAGUCACAGCCCCCAGAAGACAUCAAGGCACUCUCUUGGAACCGGCAAGUUCAACACAUUUUGUCUUCUGCUCACCCCAGCGGCAAGGCAGUUGUGUGGGAUCUCAGGAAGAAUGAACCUAUCAUCAAAGUCAGUGAUCACAGCAGCAGGAUGAACUGCUCAGGCCUGGCCUGGCACCCAGACAUAGCCACUCAGUUGGUGCUCUGCUCAGAAGAUGAUCGUCUCCCAUUAAUUCAGUUGUGGGACUUGCGCUUCGCCUCCUCGCCCCUGAAGGUUCUGGAGAGCCAUAGCAGGGGCAUCUUGUCAGUGUCAUGGAGCCAGGCUGAUGCUGAGCUGCUGCUCAGUAGUGCCAAGGACAGCCAGGUCUUGUGCUGGAACCUCGUGAGCAGCGAGGUGGCAUAUAAGCUACCCACACAGAGCAACUGGUGCUUUGAUGUACAGUGGUGCCCUCGGAGCCCUCCAGUAUUCUCUGCUGCCUCCUUUGACGGCUGGAUCCGUUUGUACUCUGUGAUGGGUAGGAGCUGGGAAGUCCAGCAGAUGAGACAGGUUGACAAGAUCUCUUCCUCCUUCAGCAAAGGCCGGCCUCUCCCACCAUUGCAGAUGCCAGAGCAAGUGACUCAAGCGUCAUUGAUACCUCCUCUGAAAAAAGCCCCCAAGUGGAUGAGAAGGCCAGCAGGCGUUUCAUUUGCUUUUGGGGGGAAGCUGGUCACUUUUGGCCUUCCCAGCACCCCUGCCCAUCAGGUGCCACAGCCUUGCCUUCGCCUAGUCUUCAUCAGUCAAGUCACCACAGAAUCCGAAUUCCUGAUGCGAUCAGCUGAGCUGCAGGAGGCCCUGAGAUCAGGAAAUCUCCUCAAUUAUUGUCAGAACAAGAUCCAGCGAGCGUCAGUGCAAAGCGAAAAGAUGCUCUGGCAGUUCUUGAAGGUGACCUUGGGGCAAGACUCCAGAAUGCAAUUUCUAAAGCUAUUAGGAUACAGUAAAGAUGAGCUUCAGAAGAAGGUGGCCGUGUGGUUGAAGAGAGACUCAGGGCUGGGUAAGAGCCCUGAGCCGAAGGGAGAUAACCUCAGCAGUACCAGACAUCAGGCCUUCUGCAGCCAGGCCUCCAAACACACCACAGAAGCCUCUGCCUCCUCAGCUUUCUUUGAUGAGCUGGUCCCUCAGAACAUGACUCCAUGGGAGAUCCCCAUAACAGAAGACACAGAUGGACUCCUAAGCCAGGCUCUCCUGCUCGGUGAACUGGGCCCUGCUGUGGAGCUGUGUCUGAAAGAAGAGCGCUUUGCUGAUGCCAUUAUCCUGGCCCAGGCUGGGGGCGCAGAUCUGCUGAAGCAAACACAGGAACGCUACUUGGCCAAGAAGAAAACCAGAAUCUCCUUGCUGCUAGCCUGUAUUGUGCGGAAGAAUUGGAAGGAUAUGGUGUGCUCCUGUAGCAUGCAGAACUGGCGAGAGGCACUGGCUUUGCUGCUGACAUACUCAGGGCCAGAGACAUUCCCUGAGCUCUGUGACAUGCUGGGUAGUCGAAUGGAGCAGGAGGGCAACAGGGCACUCACCUCCGAAGCCAGACUCUGUUAUGUGUGCUCAGGGAAUGUGGAGAGGCUGGUGGAGUGCUCGGCAAAAUGCCACCAGGCUUCAUCCCCCAUGGCUCUACAGGACCUGAUGGAGAAGGUAAUUGUUCUGAACGGGAGCUCGGGACGACUGCGGGGUCCUGAUGGGGUGAGCCCAGGCCCUGCCACAACCUACAGGGUCACUCAGUAUGCCAACCUCCUGGCAGCCCAGGGCAACCUGUCCGCUGCCAUGAGCUACCUACCCAAUGACUGUGCUCAGCCACCAAUUCAGCAGCUGAGAGAUCGGCUUUUUCAUGCCCAGGGUGCUGAUGUCUUGGGCCAGCAGUCUCCUCCUUUCCCCUUUCCCAGAGUCAUUGUGGGAGCUACUCCCCACUCUAAGGAGGUGUUAUCUUGCAAAUUGGGAUUCCAGCCUUCUCAACAGGUUCCCACUCCAUCUACAAGGCCAAGGAUUUUCACACCCCAGUCAUCACUAGUGAUGCCCUUGGCACCUUCCCAUUCUGGCCCUUAUCAAGGCUCCAGAAUGCAGAAUAUAAGAGACUACAGGGUACCUGAGCUCCAGGUUACCCAGCCUUUGCCCCUGGGCCCUGGAGUAACACCUGCUUUAUCUCAGCCACAGCUGUUAAGAGGGCAAGAGGCGCAAGCUCCUAACCCCCUGGGAUUCCCUGGAACAUGGCCUCUUCCUGGUUCCCCUCCACCGAUGGCACCCCCGGGCCUCAUGCAGCCUGACUCUGCCCCCCUGCCUGAGACUGCUCGCCUGCUUCCUUUCCUUCCGAUGAGACCACCAGAUCUCCGCCCUGUGAGUUCCCAGCCCCCAGGCCCUCCUGACAGCUUCCCUGUGGCGCACCCUCCAGGAGGCCCAGGCGCUCCUUGCUCCAGCACCAUUCAGACCACUGGCAUCUUGAUUCCUCACCCAGGACCUCAAGAUUCUUUAAAAAAUGCUCCAGCUUCCGGGGCGAACUUCCAGAGGAGGCAGUUGCCAGAGACAUUUAUGUCCCCAGCACCAAUUACUGCUCCAGUUAUGAGCCUCACCUCUGCGCCACGAGGGGUCCUUUCCUCACAGCCCCCUGUCCCUGGUGUGGGUCAUGCUCCCCCUGGAGCACCAGGAGAACUCCGCCUGCAGCAAUGGCCACCAGAGAAGACGUACAGGAAGGAGCUGCCCCCAGAGCAUCAGUGCUUGAAAACCAGCUUUGAGGCACUUCUACAGCGUUGCUCCCAGUGUGCCACUGACUUAAAGACAAAACGGAAGCUGGAUGAGGCAGCUCAACGCCUAGAAUGUCUCUAUGAGAAGCUCUGUGAGGGGACACUCUCGCCUCCAGUCCUGGCUGGGCUCCACGAGAUUGCCCGAUGUGUGGACACAGGAAGCUUUGAGCACGGCCUUGCAGUGCAUGCCCAGGUGGUGGGCUGCAGCCGCUUCAGUGAGGUCUCCAGCUUCAUGCCCAUCCUGAAGGCUCUUCUCACCAUUGCUCAUAAGCUGCACGUCUAA